GUGACGUCAGUAAACAUUAGCCGGCUGUCUCCGUGGCAGCCGGGGCUGCAGGAGAGUGGAAGAGAGAAGCUCAGCAGCUGUAAGAGAAAGUAGCAAUGGCUAAAGACUCUCUAUCCGAAGCUGGGAUGCACUUUGAUGAGCUCAACAAGCUGCGCAUCUUGGAUCCAGAUGUCUCCCAGCAAACCACAGUGCUGAAAGAGGAAUGCAGGGAGUUUGUAGACAAAAUAGGGGAUUUUCAGAAAAUAGUAGGUGGAUUAAUCGACAUUGUGGAUCAGCUGGCUAAAGAAACCGAAAACGAGAAGAUGAAGGCUAUUGGUGCUCGCAAUCUGUUGAAAUCCAUCACGAAACAACGAGAAGCACAGCAACAGCAACUGCACGCGUUAAUAGCAGAAAAGAAGAUGCAAUUAGAAAGGUACCGGGUAGAAUACGAAGCUCUGUGUAAAGUAGAAGCCGAGCAGAACGAAUUUAUUGACCAGUUCAUCCUGCAGAAAUGAGAGACUUCUAAAGACCCGCUUGGCAAUUUUCAUGGAACAUUUGUUAGAAAACUUUCAU
Nanorana parkeri is the source of this 552-nucleotide messenger RNA. It is a transcript of the gene IFT20, whose product is annotated as intraflagellar transport 20. Gene Ontology annotation, biological process: centrosome localization; protein localization to cilium; intraciliary transport. Bases 96 to 494 code for a protein of 132 amino acids. The record is from RefSeq and is a predicted model, not a curated record. Gene Ontology annotation, cellular component: centrosome; Golgi apparatus; intraciliary transport particle B. The transcript has 6 exons. Lineage: Eukaryota; Metazoa; Chordata; Amphibia; Anura; Dicroglossidae.